Phalaenopsis equestris is the source of this 3431-nucleotide messenger RNA. Its product is annotated as putative disease resistance protein RGA3. The record is from RefSeq and is a predicted model, not a curated record. Bases 81 to 3263 code for a protein of 1060 amino acids. The transcript has a single exon. Gene Ontology annotation, molecular function: ADP binding; protein binding. Gene Ontology annotation, biological process: defense response to other organism. Lineage: Eukaryota; Viridiplantae; Streptophyta; Magnoliopsida; Asparagales; Orchidaceae.
UCCAGUCCCUUCCUUGUUCUGAGACGCUGCUCUUCAGAAGCUCAACUUCUCCUUGUAGCUGCAAUCUCUGAAGGGGCAAGAUGUCGAUGAUCUUAGAUGCCUUUGUAGGCAAGUGCUUGGAGAGGCUGACGAGUUUUAUUGACGAGAAGGCAGCCAUGUUGCUCGGCGUUAAAGAAGAUCUGAAAAAGCUGCAAAGGCUAAUGGUAAGGAUUCAAAAAGUUUUGGAUGACGCUGAGAGGAAAAGAUUGGAAGACUCCGCCAUAAACAACUGGAUUAGCGAGCUCAGAGAUGUCAUGUAUGAUGCAGAGGACAUCAUUGAUCUCUGCUUGAUCGAGGGCUCCCAAUUGCUUGAUGAAAAGCCCUCUUCCUCUUCGAAAUCCUGCUGCAACUCCUCUUUCUUCUCUUGCUUUCUCAGUGCUCCACAUCGCUAUGAGAUUGGUGAAAGGAUUAAUAACCUCAAUGGUAGGCUUGAAGAGAUCUACAAAGACCGGUCACAGUUCAACUUAGAUCAUCAUAACUCUAAAACAAAUCCUACAAUGGUGAAUAGUCAUCAGACUUCUCCAAUAGCAGCUGAGCUUGAAGUUGUUGGCAGAGAGAUUGAAGACGCAACCAAAGAACUGAUUAAGUUGAUGACUAGAGGGGAUGUGAGGAAACUUAGCGUUUUUGCAAUUACGGGCAUGGGAGGGAUAGGGAAGACCACUUUAGCUCAGAAAAUUUUCAACCACCACAAGAUUCAAGCUGAGUUCCAGAUCAAAGAAUGGGUCUGUGUCUCACAAAAUUACAAUGAGAUUGAUUUGCUGAAACAAAUGCUAAGAGGAGCUAAGAUGAGUUAUGGAGAUGCUAAUACUAAAGCAGAGCUUGAGCCUUUAGUAAGAUCAGCCAUAUCCGGGAAGAGUAUUUUUCUGGUACUUGAUGAUGUAUGGAGAGCUGAUGUAUGGAUUGAUUUGCUUCGAAAACCACUUCAUAGCGCGCAGAUUGAUGCUUUGAUCUUAAUCACAAGCAGAGAUGAAAAUGUUGCCAAGCAAAUGGGAAGUGUAUACAUUCAUCCUGUUGUUCAACUUCCAGUUGAAACUGGAUGGGAAAUGCUCAAAAGAAGGCUUGUAAUGAUCGGUGGAAGAGAGGAAGUGAUUUAUAAUCUGAGAGAAAUCGGUAUUCAAAUCAUUGAAAAAUGUCAUGGUCUUCCUCUUGCUAUAAAGGCUAUGGCUGGAGUUCUAGCAAGGAAGGAGCCAGUUGUGCAUGAGUGGAAGAAGGUUCUCAACAAUAAUGCAUGGUGCAUGAGCAAGCUUCCUGAAGAGCUCAGGGGUGCAUUAUACCUCAGCUAUGAUGACCUGCCAUCUCCCUUGAAGCAAUGCUUUCUGUAUUGCUCUCUGUUCCCUGCGGAUUGGAUGUUGUUCCGUGAAGAUCUUGUUAGACUGUGGGUAGCAGAAGGGUUCAUAAAAGAAGAGGGACAUUCUUUAAUGGAAGAUACAGCAGAGGAAUACUAUCACGAGUUAACUCGGAGAAACCUUCUGCAGUUGAAUCCUCUUAACUAUGAGGGUACAUAUUGCAAAAUGCAUGAUUUGUUUCGAGCUCUUGCUCAGUUCAUAUCCCGGGAUGAAGGUUUCAGCGGAAAUGUUACAGAAAAAACCACCAUACCAUUGACAAAGCCAAGACGGCUAGCAGUGGCAGGGAAAGGGACAGCUACUGGUGUCCUUGGUGCAAUACCUGAGUCGAAAUGUUUGAGAACUUUGUUCAUUUUCAGUGGAUUUCAAGCAGUUGAUUUUAAAGAGUUGGUAAGAUUUAUGCAUCUUCGAGUUCUUGACCUUACAGAAAAUGAGAUAGAAAGCAUUCCUAAUGCCAUUGGAGAUUUAGUUCAUUUGAGACAUCUUGAUCUCGACAGAACACUUAUAAGAGAGCUGCCUGAAUCAAUUGGGCGAUUAACUAACUUACAAUUUCUGAGUCUUUGUGGAUGUAAAAAUUUGACAUAUUUGCCAAGUAGUAUUACUCAGCUACAAAAUCUAAGGCGUUUGGCUCUUUCUGAUACGCCGCUUAAGUUCAUACCCAAAGGCAUAGAGAGAUUGAAGCAGCUCAAUGGCCUCAAAGGAUUUGUUGUGGGAGAUGACGGUAUCAGUAAUCAGGUUGGAGGAAAACAGGUAAUAAUGCACAGUACAUUGAAGGAGCUUAGCUCUCUUUCCAAACUUAGCAUCCUCAACCUAUACAAUCUGGAAAGGGCUCAUUCAGGCUCUUUAGUUCUUGGACAACUUUCUCAACUCAAGGAGCUGCUGCUUUCCUGUAGUCCUGUUCAUAGUAAUGAUCACAAAAACGAGGAACCCUUUUUAAUUGAAAAGCUCUUUGAGGAAUUAGUCCCAUCCAAAUCCCUGGAACAACUGUAUAUCAAAGGAUACUUCGGCCUAAGUUACCCGAAGUGGAUGCUAUCACUGUCACUUGGAUCAUAUCUUCCAUAUUUAUCAAUCUUAGAUCUAGUGGACAACAUGUCGUGUCCUCUGCUUCCUCCGCUGGGCCAAUUGCCACAAUUGAGAAUACUUUAUAUUGCUGGAGCAAAUGCAGUCAAAUGCAUUGGACUAGAAUUUCUUGGUGGAGGUGUAGCAGCAGCAAGGUCUGAGCGCAAAAUAGCUUUCCCAAUGCUUCAACUUCUUACGUUCCAUCGCAUGGAGAAUCUGGAUGAAUGGUUCUUUUCGUAUGAACAAUUAGAGAAGAGUGAUGGUUCACAGAAACUCGUGCUAUUUCCUCGUUUGCAUGAACUGAUCAUUGUAGACUGUCCUAGGCUGAGAUCACUUCCUAAUGGACUGGGUAGAACUGGUUUGAAAAAGCUUUUUGUUACCGGAGCUAAUAGGAUUAAAGAAGUAUGUAAUCUCACCCACAUAGCUGAAUGGGUUGACAUGCAUUUCAAUCCAAGCUUGGAGAGGAUCUCAAAUCUUCCUGCACUGAAACGCCUUGCAUUGAGAGAGUGCUAUGCUUUAAAAUAUGUGGAGAGUUUGGAUGGGUUGCGGCAGCUGGAACUCGUUGAUGAUUCCAUGGAUUGUCUACCAGAGUGGUUACUGAGGCUUAUUGAAGAGAGGCUAAGUGGAAGAGAAGCUCAGGAAGAUGAAGAUGAUUUCCUGCUUCAGUUAUGGUGCAAUGAAAGGGUGCUUAGAAGAUGUCUGAGAGGAGGGGAAGAUUGGGCUCUUAUCGAGCAAAUUCCACGGCUGAACGCUUACGUUAAAGAGGGAGAAGGAUAUCUGCGCUUCGUUAAGCAACCUUUCUGCUACGAGACCAACUUUUGAGCUCUAUAAUAACUCGUCAAAUAAUAAAUGGAGACAGAGGGAAUUAAAGAGAUUUACUUUUAAGCCUCUUCACUGGAUUUUUCUUUGCUUUUCUACGAGCUGUAUACUCUUUAAACUUAAUAGAUCAUUCUUCUUAAUGAACAUAGUUCACAUGAUUAAUGUAAGCAC